Messenger RNA from Actinia tenebrosa (Australian red waratah sea anemone), 1853 nucleotides. RefSeq lists its product as uncharacterized. NCBI's taxonomy places the organism in Eukaryota, Metazoa, Cnidaria, Anthozoa, Actiniaria, Actiniidae. The record is from RefSeq and is a predicted model, not a curated record.
AUAAUAUUUACUUCGCUGUCGUUUUGGAAACACGUCCUGCCAUCGUUGGAUAUGGUUGUUCUGUACAAAGCCCUUUUAAUAUACUUGGCCUAAUAGUUUUAAUUCGAUAAUUAGCUACCAUAUAAUUGGGAUGAAUAGAAUUCUGUAGGUUCUGCCUCAAGGACUACUGAAAGUACACGAUAUUAGUGAUGGGUGACGGUUCAAAGCUAUGUCUUGUAAUGUCAGUCGAAUCAAUCCAAGAUACAAAGGAGUUACCUAAGAAUGGCCUAAAUAACAAUGCAGAGGAUAUGUGUAUGUACACACCAACCUUAAAUACGCCAUGUGUAGACGAACCACGAACGACUCAGACGUCAUCGACUCUUAGCAGUAGUAGAAGAAAAUCUGAAUCCCAGGAAAGAGGAAGGCGACUCGAGAGCAUCAAUGAGGACUCGGAAUGUUUCACUUCGGUAAUUCGAAGUGCAUCAACGUCUACAAUGAGUUUUUCGCCUCCUUUCCCAGGAUUUCAGGUUCCUGAGGCUACGGUUGUUUUAAAUAAUGUACACGAAAGGAAAAGCCGUGGUAAUGUGAAUUUGUCAUUUCGAGAAGCCAUUCCUAUAAUGCCAACAGCGAUUGCAAUCAUUUGCUUGAUCUUCAACAUAGUUAUCCCUGGCACAGGUACUAUCAUCUCGGGGUUUGUUGCAUUUUGUUUAUCUGAAGAAGAACCAAUGUAUGACAAAAUGGCCGUCCUUUGUAUCAACUGUUUCGUUGGCCUCGCUCAGUUGGCUACAGUAGUAUUCAUGAUGAUUGGUUGGAUUUGGAGUAUAACUUGGGGAUGCGCUUUUGUUGGGCUUUCAACAAAAUACCGCAGUAAGAGAAAACAGCAUUCAAGACAGUUAGAAGUGAGCACUUCAUGAAACCCAGGCUGUAAAUCAAGAAAGGAGAAUAUAAAUUAACUGAAAAGAUAAACACGACCUGAUAUAUAGUAGUCGUUAUUUAUUUGAUCAAGAAUGAAGACAGGCAAGGCUUCCAGGCUGCUCUUGUUAUCUGCUAAGCCGUUUUUCAACGAAUACCACGAGGAAGAGAGGGACCGUCCUCAGUAAUGGUGCUCUCGUCACAAGCCUAGCCAAUCCUGGGUGCAUUUUUACCAGCAUAGGACUGUCGCGAGCCGGCCCCUAGAAGGCCCGGGUAUAUUUUUUCGUCUGUCAUUUUUACCUUUAAAAAUAGAAUUUUUAGAAGUUUUCUUCAUACUUCUGAAGAUUAAUUAUUCGUUUCUCCGAUGAGGAAUACGGUUACUGAUUUUCCCACUAUAGAGAAAAUCGAUUAUUCCAUAUAUAACUUCAGAUACAUACUGUCUGUCCCUCGGGAGUGGAAGGUAUUCCCAUGUCAAAAGCGCGGGUACGAGUCUAAUUUUGAAAAACAAGACAAAUCAAUUCAAGCAAAAAUGUUUGAGACGUCCUAAAAUCCAACAACUUUCUCCUUUCUUGAUCCAAAAUGAGGGAGUUACGAUUUUAACCCCUAAUAGAUACUAAAGAGCACUAUCCCCGCCCUUUGUUGUAUGGGAGUACCCCCUCCCCCGGGCGGGGGACCUGUCCCCGCAUCCAACAAAACCCCACGUCAGCACCCCUUAUCAAUGUUUAAAAAUUUGUAGUUCUGAUUCUCUAUCUUGAAAUUAUGCCGAUUGAUUGAUUCUCUAUUAUGAAAUUAUUAAAUUUAAAAUUAUGUAUAGUCCGAAUCCUAGGCCUUAUAACCGUCUUUAUUAUAUAGAUAUCGAUGAAAUGCCAUUUUUUCUCUAGUGUCGAAAACUUGAUAUCUUUCACCAGUGGAAGAUACCAUAUCUUUCACACCUGAAGAUAUCGCUGUUGAACCCGCUUCGU